Engraulis encrasicolus (European anchovy) is the source of this 1223-nucleotide messenger RNA. Its product is annotated as E3 ubiquitin/ISG15 ligase TRIM25-like. Lineage: Eukaryota; Metazoa; Chordata; Actinopteri; Clupeiformes; Engraulidae. The record is from RefSeq and is a predicted model, not a curated record. Bases 88 to 1209 code for a protein of 373 amino acids. The transcript is spliced from 5 exons. Gene Ontology annotation, molecular function: zinc ion binding.
AGCUCCACAGGUGAAAGCGAAACUUAACUCCACUUGUUCGCAAGAAGUUUUGGAUGUCGCUACGUUUCGCUUCGACAAUUUGAGAAAAUGGCUGAGGCCAGGGCAGGUAAUAAGGACAUUUUGGAGUGUUCUAUUUGUUUGGGUCUUCUGAGUGAUCCGGUGACUCUUACCUGUGGGCACAGCUACUGUUUACGCUGCAUUGAGAACUGCUGGGAUAAGGGCGACAAGGCCGUUUACAGUUGCCCUGAGUGCAGACAGGCUUUCGCUCAACGACCCGUUUUAAACAAGAAUAUAAAACUUGCUGAGCUCGCGGAUCAAAUGAAGAAGAUUGGAAUACAAACAACAUCUCCUGAGUGUGCUGCUGGACCUGGAGAUGUUGCGUGUGACGUCUGUACUGGGAGAAAACUCAAAGCUGUCAAGUCCUGUCUGGAAUGUUUCGUGUCGUACUGUGACAGUCAUCUGAAAACUCAUGAUGAACUUCUGGGUAGAAAACACACAUUGGUCGAUGCCACAGGCCAGCUACAGGAGAAGAUCUGCUAUAGUCAUAAGAAGGUUCUUGACAUUUUCUGUAGAACUGACCAGAGUUGCAUCUGUUAUCUGUGUACGAUGGGGGAUCAUAAAAACCAUGACACGACCACAGCUAAAGCAGAGUGGAGUCAGAAAAAGGAGGGGUUGGGGCAGAGCCAGAGGAGAUGCCAGCAGAUAAUCCAGUUGAAGGAGAAGGAGCUGCAGGAGCUGAGGAAGGCUGUGGAGACUCUCAAGUCUGGUGCACAGACAGCAGUGGAGGAGAGUGAGAGGAUGUUUGGUGAGAUGAUCCGCUCCAUUGAGAGAAGGCGCUCUGAGGUGACUGAGCUGAUCAGAGCUCAGGAGAAGGCUGAGGUGAGUCGAGCUGAAGGACUCCUGAAGCGACUGGAGCAGGAGAUUGCUGAGCUGAAGAAGACAGAUGCUGAGAUGGAGCAGCUCUCACUGACACAGGAUCCAAUCUACUUCCUCAAGAACAUGGUGUCCAUGGCUGGUGAUCCAUGCAGUCCUGUCACCAGAAAGACUUUCAGCCAAAGUCACUUCUUUGAGCCCCUGAAGGAAUCUGUGUCUGCACUGAAUAUGCAGCUGGAGGAGAAAUUAGAUUCAAUCUUCAAGCAGGAAAUAGUCAAGAUAUCUGAAGCAGCAACUAAGGAACAGAUCAUUCCGGACAUAGAAUGUGAGUCUUAAACACACACACACAC